This is a messenger RNA of Acaulospora morrowiae, 1059 nucleotides long. The record is from the annotation of a GenBank genome assembly. Lineage: Eukaryota; Fungi; Glomeromycota; Glomeromycetes; Diversisporales; Acaulosporaceae.
AUGGGAAACACACAAUCAAAUGAACCUGUAGAAUCAAAUGAAAAUGAUUUUGGAAGAUCUUCAGAAACACCUCAAGGCAAACCGACAAUGUCCGUUGCUGCCAGUCGUCCAAUUAAGAAAUUUCAUGAUUUCGAUUCAAACUCACCUUUUGUUGGUUCGCCUCUGCUUUCACACGAAGAAUAUAAAAAAGAAGGAAUCGAUGAUAUAUACGAAUACAUCCAAAAUGACGAUUUAGCUUCUAGUUACGAUAUCCUGGUUGGUGAUAGAAGUUCCGCGAAAGCUCGAACAUCAUCGCUUAUAGCAGCCGAACCACCAUAUUGGAACCCUAACAGAAUUGCACACGAUUUCAAGUCUAGUGAUCGUUUAACCCCACUAACGAGUGUCAACGAACAAGGAGUCACAAAAGGAAUACCCACGAUUAUCACCUGGAGUCAUGGCGGCAAUAAUGUUUACGUCACUGGCACUUUCAACGAUUGGAAGCAAAAUAUCAGACUGUGUAAAAGUUCCAAGGAUUUCACCACGGUAAUUAAUUUAACACCAGGAACACAUAAGCUAAAAUUCAUUGUAGAUGAUGAAUGGAAAUGUUCUAGCGACCUUUCAACGGCCACUGAUCCGGACGGUAAUUUGGUAAACUAUUUGGAGGUUUAUGAGGAUGACUACGAAACCAUUAAUCAAGAAGGAUUUGACUCUAAUGAUCUAUCAAGUACUCCUCCGAUUGAGUAUACCGACAAGAUUCCGAGUUAUCUGUUGGCUUAUGAUCAAUCUGUUGGUACUGAAGAGAAUGUUGAGGGUAAUUCCAAUACAGAAGAUGCCGGCGAACCUUCUGAGCGCCUAACAAAGAAUCGGCCACCAACCCUCCCACCACAUCUAGAAAGAGUAUUGCUUAAUUUUCCAGCAAUUUCUAAAGAUGACAAUAGCGUUCUUCCUGAACCCAAUCAUGUAGUCUUAAAUCAUUUGUAUGCCUGCUCGAUAAGGGAUAAUGUUAUGGCCGUUGCUGGUACUGCAAGAUAUAGGAAAAAGUAUGUGACCACGGUCUAUUACAAGCCCAUAUUCACAUAA